CUCCUUUUUGCUCAGGGUUCCGACGACGGGACUUGACGUCAGCUGCUUCUAAUUACUCUUCCCUCUCCCUCCCCCUUUGGCGCAAUCCCGGAGAACCACAAGAUACCGAUAACUAUUCCAUGCCAAGAUCGGUACUUGAGGGGGUUUUUUUUUUUCAUUUGAAGGACUACAUGUGAUGAUAGUCCGACACGCUAGAAUCAUUUUUGCAAUUAAAUGUGGCUGUUAGCGUCUCGGGGCCGUUCUUCGGGUUUACUUCUUGGAAGCUGUUUAUUUUUCUAUUCUAGUUUUUUAGUCAAGGACGUAGCUUCUUGACAGCGCCUUCUUGUUUUACUGGGCGAAAUGGUCGCAUAAUUUCUUGCUGCUUUUUAUUUUGCGCAUUAGAACCAAAAACAAAAAAAUCCCCUUUUUUCCUCCCCUGGGCUUGUCAUUUAAAAUCGUCCCAUCGCUGCUCGCACUGCAACCUUCUUCGGGUCCGUUGUCAUCAUUGCAUAUUGCAUACCUACGUAUGUAGCUACGGUUCUUGCUCUUCGCCGCACUUGUUCGAACGCCACGACCAUCACUGUUGCUGGUGCUGUCCAUACGCACGACACCACAGAUUCUAUAUACGACUUAAUAUAGCAUCAACUCCCGCCUUUCUUGAUAGCUUCGACGGCCAUACGAGACUUGUAGCCCAACGUUACCUCACGGUCCUUCCGCGACCUCCAGACCAUGGCUACCGCGCUGCGCCGAAGACCUGUGGUCCACGAAGAAUCACCCUCGCCGACCCCAACUCCCACAGACACCCCGAGGACUGCGAGUCCAGCCCGAGAGGAAAAGGAAAAGAUCCAUGUCGUACACCACAAGCCUCGCACGCGGAAACGCCGCAACACAUUCAUCUUCUUGCUUGGAAGCUUGUCGGGAAUAAUAGCCGCCGGCUUCGCCAAGACAAAUGACCUGAUAGACUUUCCCGAGAUUGGUGAUCUGGGAAUGAGCAUGGACAGCUUGUUAGAUGUGCUACCUGCAGGCUUGGUCAAGGAUAUGUCGGACCUAGUUAGAGGCGAACGCGAUUUUGUCGACAGCUCUUCCGAGCCCUUCUCGGUCGGAGUCAAAGCCAAGACUGAGGGUCUACAGGCACAUUUUCCAGUGGUCAUGGUGCCAGGUGUCAUCUCCACUGGCUUGGAGUCGUGGGGCACCGCCAACUCCUCUCGUCCCUAUUUCCGGAAAAGACUCUGGGGAAGCUGGACAAUGAUGAGGGCACUAGUUCUGGACAAGGAAGCCUGGAAGAGGCACGUCAUGCUUGACAAAGUUACGGGUCUUGAUCCUCCUGGCAUCAAGUUGCGGGCUGCUCAGGGUUUCGAUGCAACCGACUUCUUCAUCACAGGGUACUGGAUCUGGAACAAGAUCUUGGAGAACCUGGCUGCGCUGGGAUAUGAUACCAACACCGCCUUCACCGCCGCAUAUGAUUGGCGAUUGUCGUACCCGAACCUCGAGGUGCGAGAUCAGUACUUCACCCGGCUCAAGAUGGCCAUCGAGACAGCGACCAUAACUUCGGGUCGCAAGGCUGUGCUGGUGUCUCACAGCAUGGGCAGCCAAGUUCUGUUUUAUUUUUUCCAUUGGGUCGCCUCGCAAAAGGGCGGAAAAGGUGGUGACGACUGGGUAGACCGUCAUGUCGACUCAUGGAUCAAUAUUAGUGGGUGCAUGCUGGGAGCCGUGAAGGACCUGACAGCAGUUCUUUCCGGAGAGAUGCGAGACACGGCCCAGCUCAAUGCAUUUGCCGUAUACGGCCUCGAGAAAUUUCUCAGCAAGGAGGAGCGAGCUCAGAUGUUCCGCCAUAUGCCUGGUAUCUCUUCUAUGUUGCCAUUGGGUGGCGAGGCCGUCUGGGGAAACACCACAUGGGCACCUGACGACUUACCUGGGCAGCAAAAGUCGUAUGGUCCAGUGUUAAACUUCAGGAAAGGGUAUGGUUACAACAAAACGGCACCGACUAGGAACAUGACAGUCAGCACCGCCAUGCAGUACUUGUUCGAUACAAGCGAAGAUUGGUAUCAGAACAAUGUCAAGCGUAGCUACUCACAUGGGGUUGCUCACACCAAGGCCGAAGUGGAUGCGAAUGAGGACGAUCCUACAAAAUGGAUCAACCCAUUGGAGACUCGCCUUCCUCUCGCACCGAAUCUCAAGAUUUACUGCUUCUAUGGUGUCGGCAAGCCGACGGAGCGCGCAUACUACUACCGGACGCCCGAGUUUCCUGCGUUGACAAACCUCAGCAUCACCAUUGACACGGGGCUGACACGAGGGGAAAUCGACCACGGAGUGGUGCUGGGCGAGGGAGACGGGACGGUGAAUCUGAUCAGUUCAGGUUACAUGUGCAACCACGGAUGGAAAUACAAGCGGUACAACCCGGCCGGAUCUAAGGUGACGGUCGUCGAAAUGCCGCACGAGCCGGAUCGAUUCAACCCGCGCGGUGGUCCCAACACUGCGGACCACGUCGAUAUCCUUGGGCGACAGACUUUGAACGAGCUGAUCCUUCAAGUUGCGGCCGGAAAGGGGGAAUCUAUCCAGAAUCACCUCGUCAGCAACAUAAUGAAGUAUGCCGCCAAGGUCAAGGUGUAUGACGAUUACCCUCAACAAGGUCCUCAACCAGCUUAGGGUUCCUGGUAUGGAUUUUUGUCAUGGCGAGAGUGCAAUGUGCAGUAUUGUUUUGUUAUUCUGGUUUUUGCUACUGGUUUGGUGCUAACGGGCUCUAUUUUCUGCGGGCUACUUGGGAUUGAUUCGAUUUGUAGAGUCGGCGUUACGGUAUAUACCUAUAUAGAUAGAACAGGGGACAGGAUGCGGGCUGGGCGCCCAGCGUCAUGACGUAAAGAGUGGGUUUGUGGGCGGCUUUAAGAGGAUGAAUUAAAGGAUAGCAUGUAACGCGGAUGUGUAUUGAUACAAAUACGUUUUUAAUCUUGUGCUCUGCUGAGCUUUGUGGCUUUUGUUAUACAUAAUGUCAGAUAUGAAGAGUUCAAGCUUUGAAAAGUGAA
Pyricularia oryzae 70-15 is the source of this 2999-nucleotide messenger RNA. Its product is annotated as phospholipid:diacylglycerol acyltransferase. Gene Ontology annotation, cellular component: cytoplasm; perinuclear endoplasmic reticulum. Bases 709 to 2625 code for a protein of 638 amino acids. The transcript is spliced from 2 exons. Gene Ontology annotation, molecular function: phospholipid:diacylglycerol acyltransferase activity. The record is from RefSeq and is a predicted model, not a curated record. Lineage: Eukaryota; Fungi; Ascomycota; Sordariomycetes; Magnaporthales; Pyriculariaceae. Gene Ontology annotation, biological process: lipid storage; triglyceride biosynthetic process.